This is a messenger RNA of Ilex paraguariensis (yerba mate), 1073 nucleotides long. Lineage: Eukaryota; Viridiplantae; Streptophyta; Magnoliopsida; Aquifoliales; Aquifoliaceae. The record is from the annotation of a GenBank genome assembly.
UGCUAGCAGCAUUUUGAAGGAAAAUUCUUUGAGGCAUCGGAAAGAAGAGAUACUCUUAGGCCAUAACCACAGAAGCACUGAAAUAAGUACGAGGCGGAAAGUUUCUGGUGGGAUUUUAGAUAUUAACAGCUUAAAAAUGCUUGCAGAGAAGAGAGAUAUAUUUUUCCUCCUCUCUUUUCUAAUUCAUAACACUAAACCUGUUGUCCAUCAGGAUCUUGUUGGUUUGGUCAUCUCAAUGCUACUUUUAGGAGAUUUUAGCUUAGUUUUGCUUACUCUGCUCCAGUUGUAUUCAAUUUCAUUGGCGGACAUCUUUCUGGUUUUGUUUGUUUUACCGCUCGGUAUUUUUCUUCCAUUCCCUGCUGGAAUCAAUGCACUAUUCAGUCAUGGACCUAGGCGAUCUGCUGGGCUUGCACGUGUUUAUGCUUUGUGGAAUAUCGCUUCUAUGAUUAAUGUUGUGGUUGCUUUCGUUUGCGGGUAUAUUCACUACAGUGGCCAGCCAAGUAGAAAACUACCAAACUUUCAGCCAUGGAACAUGGAUGAAAGUGAAUGGUGGAUUUUUCCUGUUGCACUGGUGGUUUGUAAAUGUAUCCAAUCCCAGCUCAUCAAUUGGCAUGUUGCGAAUUUGGAGAUUCAAGAUCGCUCAUUGUAUAGUAACGACUUUGAUCUAUUCUGGCAAUCAUGAUAUGUGUCAAGCAGAUAUCUUCCCGUUUAACCUUUUUCACUGUAAUAUGCCCCCCCCCCAAGGAAAAAAAAAACUUGUUUUGCUUUUCAUUUCAUAAUGUUUUUCUUUUUGCUACAUUUUUGAGAAUAGGCAAAUGAUGGACAAAGAAGUACAGAGAAUGAAGAAAAAAAAGAAAGAAAUGAUUUGAGAGGCAUUCAUGCAGUUAUAAUUUUAUUUCCGAUGUAAAUAUAAGUGAGGUGUGCCCAUGGUAUAGAAAUCUGUAUAAUUUUUAUUUUUUUCUUGCUGAUUUUCUCAACUUGGUUUUUCAUGACAUUUAGUCCAUUUAUCAUCAUUUUCUUGUGGCAUCGAACUGCACUUUUAGAUGUGAUGUACUCAAAUUUACGUAGUUGUG